AAGUGACGUCACGGCGGAAACUCAAGAUGGUGGUCAAUGUGUUGAAGCCAGACUUCAACAGGCUGGGUGGCUCUGAGAUAGGGCACAUGGGGCAAUUUUAGAUGGUUUCUUCCGAAAACAGUAGUUAACAACACGAUAAAAGUGUUGGGUUUCUUAUAGUUGGUACAAGCACGGAUUACUUGGAUUUGGUUCUUUCAGGCGAAGGGGGUUUUUAAACCCCAAAGAGAGCUCCGGUGUAAUGGAGGGCGAUUAUUUGACAUCCGUGGAGACGCUGGAUCCGUGCUUGUCAGAGCUGGGAGAUGAAUUCACCUUGGGGGACAUUGACGAAAUGUUGCAGUUUGUCAGCAAUCAAGUUGGAGAUUUUCCAGAUCUCUUUGAGGACCAGCUGAAUCCUAACCUUGCACCUUCCAGUGAUCCUACUGUUCAUGCUGGGCUCAGAAACUUCAGACCAUCACCACCACAGCAGCAACAGCAACAGAUGAUGACACCAACCCACCCACAGACCCAACACCCAGCCCAGCAGCAGUUAUACUCACCCCAGUCUGUUGGGGUGAGUCCAGUUCAGGCUGCCCCCCAGUUAGUCCCUGCUUCUGUAAACCAGUCACCUCAGCCCCUAACUCUGAGUCCUGCACAAACCCCUCAUUUGGUGCCAGUGACUAAUCUGGGGUCCUCUGUGGGCAGUGCCCAACCCCGCAGCGCCCCCUUGCUCCAACCCAGACCCCCACAACAGAUUCAGCAGUCCCUGCCACAAACUCAAACACAGACUGUUAUGUUGACGCCAAGUCAGGCUCAAACCAGGAUAAUCCAGCAUCCUGUCAUCUAUCAGAGCCCUACUACAGGAUUCCAGGUUCUUCAGCCUCAAGUUCAAAGCCUAGUGACUUCAUCUCAAGUUCAGCCAGUGACAAUCCAGCAUCAAGUGCAAACCCAGCGAGUGCUGACGCAGACUGGAGCCAGUACUAUUCAAACCUUGGCACCAGCGUGCACCCAGACUUUUCAAACACUGACCUCUGCUCCUCCAACAGUGCAGACUGUACCCCAGCAAGUACAGCAAGUACCGGUGCUUGUCCAUCAGCCUCAGAUCAUCAAGACGGACUCUUUGGUUCUUACAACUCUGAAGCCAGAUGGAACACAGGUUCUGUCCACCAUGCAGAACCCCGGCAUCACCACACUGACCACACCUCUCCAAACAACUGCCCUCCAAGUCCCGACUUUGGUGAGUGGGAACAGUGCCAUCCUCACGACUUUGCCUGUUGUGGUGGGCCCAGAGAAGGUGCCUAUCAAGCACAUGUCUACUUCUGGUGGAGGUGGAGUGAAGAUGUCUCAAGAAAUGGGAGGAGGUGGAGGAGGUGGUGGCUUGAAAGAGGGUGAACGACGAACCACUCACAACAUUAUUGAAAAAAGAUACCGCUCCUCUAUCAAUGAUAAGAUUCUUGAGCUAAAAGACCUGGUAAUGGGUACCGAUGCAAAGAUGCAUAAAUCCGGAGUUCUGCGGAAAGCAAUUGACUACAUCAAAUAUCUGCAGCAAAUGAACCAGAAACUGCGUCAAGAAAACAUGGCUUUGAAGAUGGCAAAACAGAAAAACAAACAGACAAAAUGUGUGGACCUAAACAGCCUCCUCGACACUGACAUAGAAAUGAAAACUGAUGAUUUCAAACCGAACUUGCUGAUCAUGUCUCCUCCUGCCUCUGAUACUAGUUCACCUGCCGAGCUGUCUCCAUAUUCCAUUGAUUCUGAACCUGGAAGCCCACUUCUGGAUGACAAGGUUAAGGAUGAGCCAGACUCGCCACCUACCCUGGGAAUGCUGGAUCGUUCACGAAUCCUAUUGUGUGCCCUCACGUUCAUCUGUCUUUCCUUUAACCCACUCACCUCCCUUCUAGGGAACCAUGCUAUGGAUGAUGCUCUAGGAUCAAAGGUGCAAGGGCCAAGUAGAACCAUGCUAGGACUUCAGAGCACAGAUCUUCCCGGCAUAGGUUGGUUAGACUGGAUUUUGCCCACGCUGCUUCUCUGGAUGGUUAAUGGUGUAAUUGUGGUCAGUGUGUUUGCAAAACUCUUGCUUCAUGGAGAGCCAGUCACUCCAUUGCACUCUCGGUCAUCUGUCACUUUUUGGAGACACCGCAAGCAAGCAGAUCUGGAGUUGGCAAGGGGUAACUACGCAGCUGCAGGUUCCCAUCUCCAAACCUGCUUGUCAGUGCUGUCCCGUGCCCUACCCUCAUCACGCCUUGACCUGGCCUGCUCUCUUUCUUGGAACUUAAUUCGGUAUGGCUUGCAUCGAGUUACCCCCAUGCGCUGGAUCCUUCGACAAAUAGGAAGUCGCUGCGAAAGAGCAGGAAUUAGGGAGGAAGAAGCCAAAACGAGCGCCAGAGAUGCUGCUCAGGUAUACCACAAGCUACAUCAGCUGCAGGUGACAGGAAAACUUCAUUGUAGCACUUUGUGGGGUCUGAACUUGGCCUUGAAUGCUGUAAACCUGUCAGAGAGUGCCCAGGAGAAAGUGCCACCAUGUCUGCAAGCUGAAAUGUAUAUCACUACUGCAGUGUCUUUGAAAACUGCUCUCCGCAGCCGCUUCAAUUUCUUACCAGGGUAUCUACUUGGUUGUGCAGAAGCUGUGGUAAGCCAGACGGACUCCAGGACCCUUCCAGACUCCUUGUGUUGGUUGUUCAGCCCCUUAGGGCAUCGGUUCUUCCUCAGCUGUGAAUGGUCAGUUAAAUCAGCAACCAGGGACAGCCUUUAUACCUCUUACAGGGAUCCAGUUGACCCAAUUGCACAGGUCCAUAGGGCAUUCUGUGAAAAGCUGCUGGAGAGGGCUGUGCACUCCCUUAUCAAGCCAGACUCCAACUUGGACCCAGCGAGAGAAGAGAGUGGGGAGUUUGCAGGUGCACAGGAAUAUCUACAACUCUUGAAGAGCUAUUCUGAGGACAGUGCUUCAAAUGGUCAACCUUUUACUGUUUCAACGGGUUUGGCUCCCUUUAGAGGUGGAGAUCCUGUGUGCCGCUGGUGGUCACUAGUCCUUAGCAUGGUUGUUCAGUGGCUCCAGGGUGAUGAUGCUGUUAUAAAAUCUUACCUGCCUGAAAUAGAACGGAUGCCUAAGGCCCUGCAGUUUCAUGACCAUCCACUGCCCAAGGCCAUUCUUCAUCUUUGUAGGGCAAUGCAGGGCUGUCUGCUUUCCAACAAAGCUGAGGCUCUGCAUUGUUCCUUGAUGCAGUGUGAAAAGGCCAGCAGCUACCUCAGAGGAAGUCUAAAUUUACCCACGAGUAAUAUCAGUGAUGGGCUGAAUAAGGCAGUGGAGAUGCUCAUCUGUGACUUGUUGCUGACCCUGCGGACAGAUCUCUGGCAGCGAGGUAGUGAGGUAGGAGGAGAGCCAACCCUUGUUUCUGGAGCACAGUUAGCUGGCUUUCAGAGAGACCUGAGCAGCCUUCGGAAGUUGGGACACUGCUUCAGAGAGGCGCAGCGCAAGAUGUUCCUCCAUGAAGCCACAGUGCGAUUAAUGGCAGGAGCAAGUCCAACACGAACACAUCAACUGCUUGAACAUAAUCUGCGCAGAAGAACAGCUCCAAACUGUGACUCUAAAGGUUCCAGUGCUAGUCUUCCAGGAGAGAGGGAGCGAGCUCAUGCCAUCUUGUUGGCAUGUCGGCAUCUACCCUUGCCUCUUCUGACUCCCCCUGGACAGCGAGCAGUGCUCCUAGCUGAAGCUGCUCGGACAUUGGAGAGGGUGGGAGACAAGCGUUCAGUCCAUGACUGCCAGCAAAUGCUGUUGAAAUUGAGCGGAGGUACAACCAUUGCUGCUUCAUAAUAGCGGGAUUCCAGAAUGGGUGAUAAGGGAGCAGUCUGUCUCUCUUUUUUUUGUUUUGUCCCAAAAUGAAAUAAAACUGUUCUAUUUAUAAUGUAUGACCUUUGGAAUGUCACAUCUGACUUAUCUGCUUUUGUAGCAGUCAAGAAUUGUAAAAUAUAGGGAGGAACCCCAUCAUAGAUUUGGCAGUGUAGAGGUUAUGACGGUAAUCAUUCUGAGGCUUAUCCACAUACUGUCAACAUAGAGAAAGCAGAAAUUAACAUUCAACUGUAUUUAUAUUGAGCAGGAAACCACAUGCAGAGCAUUUUAAAACUUCCUUUUGAGUUCUGUUUGAAUGAAGGUAAAAAUGACCCAUCAACAUUCCCACAGCACGACAGGCAGCUAGUUAAGUUAACACUGGGCUUUUAUACCUUCAACUGACAAUGUUUUUUUAAAGGCUAGAACAUCAUUUCAUCAAUUCUUUUCGCUUCAUUUUUCUGGCAAGAAGACAUCAUGCAGUUGAGGUACUUUUAAUUACUUUAUACCAGUUUAAUUUUUUUGUGUUUGUUGUAUUUAUAAGGAGAUCAUCAGGUAUGGGUCAUUCAAAGGUGUUCAGGUGUUACAAAGUCAGAUCAAUUAAAUGUGUUAAGUCAUUAAAAUUCACCAUUUUGUUGAUUCCCACCUUUGCAAUUCCACUGGGUACCUCCACAUUUGUUUUGUAAGAUUUGAAUUGUUAAAGACAUCUUAUUCUACCUCCUGCUCUUUGUUUUUUCAUUUGUUACACUGGAUGAUAACUAAAUCAUUGAUUUGACGAUGACAUUGGAGAGUCUCGCACCCAGCCGUGAGUGCACAUACACAAACACAGAGGGAGGGAGUGAAGAUUACCGUGGGCCUGUCAUUGAAUCAUUUGUGAUGGUGUUGUACACCCAGUGGACCCCUAUAUCCAGUUUGAACUGUGUAGUUUUAUAAUUGCAAUUACUCAGAUCACACCCUGAGUGGGCUGGUGCUUAUCUGCCCAUUUCCAGAGUACAUGCUCACUGCACCCUGCCAUUACGGGGGAAUCAGUACUGUUUUUAGAUGGAAUCCUUCAGUCAUACCAAGAUGGGUAAUUGACUGAAAAUGAGCCCUGAAAGACCCCAUUUUAAUAAUGUUGAACCAUUGAUGAUAUGCUGAGAAGUGUGUACAAUGGUGAGUGCACACUGAUAUAUAUGUAUAUAUUUGUUUGUAUAUUUAUAUGCUUUGAGUAGGUGGGCACCUGUCACAAUGUUCUCGCCAGUUUCUUGGAAGCGUUCCUUUUAAUGUUUAAUGCUCACCGUUCAAAGGCUUAUUCUAGUGCUUUUUAGGCCAUAAGAGCAGUUUUUAUUUUUUUAUAUAGAUUGUAUUUCAUUGCAUAGCUUCCUGUACAGGUCAAUGGAGUUAUAUUUGUGAGAAAACAAAAAAAAGAACUUUUCAAAUAUUAUUUAGUAAUCAUUUGGAGGAAAAAUACCCCAGGGCACUUCUUUACUACACAAGCAACAUCAUUGGACUCGUUUUCCCCACUUGUGGAGUGGGCUAAAAAAUACUUGAGGGCCCAUUGCCUUGUGGUCAUUUCAGACUCUUGUAAUUCUUACUUCUAAAACUACAUGCAUUUGUAAAUAAAGGAAUCUGUGCAUAUCAAAUGUACCAAACUGUAAUUCAUAUUUUAUUUAACACAGUUUCUGCAUCAGCCCUUGACUGUAACCUCUAUUGUCAAAACUUCUUCUCCAGCAGUACAUUGGAGAUUCCCUCUUAUUGACCCCACUGCAGUUGGUAGGUCUGAUAUUAUUGGGUUUCUGGAUCCACGUCAGAGUUGUUUUUCCAAGACAGCCAUUCACCUUCAGCCAGUGCCAACAUAAAGCAGGGGUUGUAUGCAUGUAGACACAACUCCACGUAUUCUACUGAAGGUUUAGAAAAGUCAGCCUAACUUGAAAAUUUAAAUUGAAUUGACAGAUUGAUUUCCUCCAAGCGCAGAAGUUUUUGUAUGUAUUUUUUUCCUUAUAGUAUGGCAUGAUUUGUUGUGCUGCCCCUUCUUUAUGAUGUCAGACUAACUUUAAAACUAAAUGGUUGAAUGUACAUGAUUGUUUUGGAAUGACGACCUGUGAUGUGACCCCAGGAACAUCUGAAAUCCAUUGAUGUAACCAAUAUUGUAUGUGACCAAUAUUCUAAAAUUUAGCGAAUGGCCACAGAUAGGCUCUCAGGAGGAAAUGAAAUGAAUUUUGAAUUGAAAUUCUACAAAUUGUAAACGGCAUAUCUGGAGAUUGCGAUGGGAGAAAAUGAACAGUUCCUAGGAUUAUCUGUGAUUAAAAACAAAAGUAGGAGUGCCAGGCUUACUUCCAGCAAUCACAUUUUGUAGAAGAGAAGGGGCUGAGGCGUGAAAUUAGGAGGGGGCGUUCAGCAGAGGUGCCUGCUCACUUCUGCUUGGUGCUGGUGGUCUGUAAGAUGGAUACCCCACCCCAUGCUUUGGUUUCAGUAACAGUUCCACAUUUGCUCUGAAGCAUAUGUUUUAAGGACCUUGUGUGAAAUUUUUCUAUGUUUAUGUAUGUUUGAAAGUUUUAAUUUAUGUUGAAAGUUAUAUUCAUGAGCACUUGUUUAAAAGUAAUUGAUUUUAUGUAACUAGUGUAAAAAAGUCAUCUUUGUGUGGUGUCUUGAGUUUGUACAAUAUUUUUAUCAGUUAUUCCUGCUGCUGCUGCACAUCACAUCAACAAAUCUAGUACUUGGGGAUACAAUGCAGAGCAUUUUGAUUUUUGUUUUGUAAAUCUUACUUUUAAAAUAAAAAAGUUGUGCCUCCA
Messenger RNA from Polypterus senegalus (gray bichir), 6570 nucleotides. RefSeq names its product sterol regulatory element binding transcription factor 2 (gene srebf2). The record is from RefSeq and is a predicted model, not a curated record. NCBI's taxonomy places the organism in Eukaryota, Metazoa, Chordata, Cladistia, Polypteriformes, Polypteridae. Gene Ontology annotation, biological process: positive regulation of cholesterol storage; positive regulation of transcription by RNA polymerase II. The transcript is spliced from 19 exons. Gene Ontology annotation, cellular component: nucleus. Gene Ontology annotation, molecular function: protein dimerization activity; RNA polymerase II cis-regulatory region sequence-specific DNA binding; DNA-binding transcription factor activity, RNA polymerase II-specific. The coding region runs from base 239 to 3787 and encodes 1182 amino acids.